This is a messenger RNA of Syngnathus typhle (broad-nosed pipefish), 3732 nucleotides long. Its product is annotated as ceramide synthase-like. Gene Ontology annotation, molecular function: sphingosine N-acyltransferase activity. The coding region runs from base 544 to 1431 and encodes 295 amino acids. Lineage: Eukaryota; Metazoa; Chordata; Actinopteri; Syngnathiformes; Syngnathidae. Gene Ontology annotation, biological process: lipid homeostasis; ceramide biosynthetic process. The record is from RefSeq and is a predicted model, not a curated record. The transcript has 7 exons. Gene Ontology annotation, cellular component: endoplasmic reticulum; membrane.
GAGUGUUGCAAAACCUCGUCAUGACUCGAUGCUGCUGUUAGCAAGUAGCUGGCGCAGCAGUCCGCUGACUGUUGAGUCAACAGCAGCAAGAGAGCGAGACACACACACCGACACACACACACACACAACAGAUGCAAUGACACGGGCACCGGACCGCUCCUUCGACGACUGACAAUCGCCUCCCAAAGAUUUCUUUUUUAUACGUUUGCUUAGACGUUUAUAUAAAUUGAUCGCUGAAUGCGUCCAUACUUGUGCGAGCGAGUAAGCUUGCUGCUGAUUUUGAUCGAACUUGCUGCAAGCUAGCUGUUAGCUGGCUGGCUGGCUAGCUGCUAACCCUGCAGGCAUCCAAGUGGCCGCACAAAACAUGUGGAUCGUCGCGGCGGAGACCCCCGGGACCACUCUAGCUUUACUCCGCGGGACGCGAGUUUCAAGCGGCCGCUGACUGGACGCCACCAAAGCCUCUGUGGAGGAGAAAGAGCAACAAAUCUCCAGGACCAGAUUGCCCUCCCAACUUUUUGCCUCUCAGACAGACGGCGUGGGACCAUGCUGACCAUCCUCGCUGCUGGCUCCGUCUUCUUUCCGGGCCUCUUCCUCCUGUCCAAGCAGUGUCUCAAGUCCAUCCCGGCGCUGCGAUGGAGCGAAGGCGACGCCGUCAUCGUGUCGGCAAGGUUGGUGUCGUCGAUUCAGGCGGUCAUGGCUUCUUCAGCCGGCUACAUAAUCGCUUCUUCCUGCGAUGACAUCAUCGAGGAUCAGCACUGGCUGACCAGCAGUUACAUCUUGUUUGCCGUCCCCUACUUCGUGUACGACAUCUACGCCAUGUUCAUGUGCUACUGGUACAAGCUGAGGGUCAAAGGGCACGAGGAGGCCUCGGCCGCCCCCCUGCACGUGGCGUCGGCGCUGACUAGCUACCUGCGCCGCGAGUUCCUCAUGGUGUUACACCACGUCGUCAUGGUUACCGUCUGCUUCCCCGUUUCUGUGUUUGUGCGUCAAGGAAAGGGAGAUUAUUUCCAGGGCAUCAUGUUCAUGGCCGAGCUCAGCACUCCGUCGGUCUGCUUAGGAAAAAUUCUCAUCCAGUACAAACAGCAACACACACUCCUGCACAAAGUGAACGGGGCUCUUAUGCUGAUCACUUUUUUCAUCUGUCGAGUCCUCCUCUUCCCUUACCUCUACUACGUCUAUGGAAGGUACGCCUCCAUUCCGUUCCACUUGGUCCCCCUGUCGGUGCCCUGGCACACUAACCUCGGGGCCGCCCUGCUCAUGGCGCCGCAGCUCUAUUGGUUCUGUCUCAUUUGUCGGGGCGCCCUGCGACUCUUCAUGGGCACCUCCCGCUCCCAGAGACGGCGCGCGGCCACCACGGACGGCGGCGCGGCGGCCCAGCCAGCCAACGGCUUCCGAGUGCCCUCCGCCGAGCCCGACUUGGCCACCCACUGAGAGGAGUCGGGGGCGGGCGUGGCAGGAGGGAAGGGGGGGGGGUAGAGAGGCGAAUGUACCAGUGUCACGGGGUGGGGAGACAAGUAGCAAAGCGGCGAAGGUUAAAAGGCUACAGACGAUGUCCUCAAAUAGCGCUGGAGUCUUUGCAGGCCGCUCGCGGCAACCGCCGGGAAAGUCGGCUUUGCUGGCCUUCAAGCACUUCAGCCUCUCACUUUGUAGGCGUAAACAAAAGAGUGCCGUCGCUCUCUGAUGAUGUCAUCGGGGCACUGUGACAGGAAGGAACGCGCACUGACCUGAGAGGAUUUAGCCUGGAUGUAUAGCAAAGCAUAGGCCACCUUUUUUCUUCACGUAGAUCAAAUCGUGACCUCGCGGGAAGAGCAGGUCCGUAGGAAUGUAUUAUAGUGUAUGUUAGAAACAUUUGCUGUAGACGGACGGGAGUUAUAGCAACCGAGACGACAAAAAAAAAAAAAAAAAAAAAAUCCCGGCUGAAGCAAAUUCCGGCUUCUUAGUGUUUCUCUGUAUCCUCUAUGUAGUCACUGUCACUCUAACAUGUACGAGCAACCCACAGACUUGGAGAUCAUCUCGUAGGACUGCAUUCUGCUGCCUUAUCCCCCUUUUCCCACAAUUAUUUUGCUCUUUGUUUGAUUUUCUUCCUCAGGGGAGACGGGGACAAAUGUGACGGGUGUGUACAUUGCGCCGAUUUCCAUGUCAGUGUUAGGGCAGUGUUCCGUUUUUUGAAGAAAAAAAAUAAUGUUUUCAUUUAGUGUUGAUCAAGGACGCCUCACCUCCGUCGGUUUAGACAAACGAGCCCCGAUUCCCUGGCGCAGCUACGUGUAGAUACGACGUCAUUCCGAUGAUCGCAAACGCAACAGGGCACACUUUGAAAGGAUGGGCGCUGGAGUUGCUGAGCUCAAACAAAAUAUUUGUUCAGUUGGCCAAAAUAUCUCGCGCAUGGUCAUUUCUAAUAUUGUCCAAAGGCAUUAUUAAGGGACCCCCGCCAUGUUGCGCUUUGAAGGGGAAACAGUAUUGUGGGGAAACAUUCCCUCGUAAUUUACACGCAGCCCGGAGUCACAAAAACAAACUUUUAUCCAGUUCAGUGUUUUUAAUUUAUGUAUUUAUUUUGCGACUUUUUACAUUGUGCAAGUUGCACCGCAGGUUCUAUGAACUUUUUUUUUUUUUAAACAGACCGGCUGGCUUAGUCACUUUAAUGUGUUGGUUUUAAAGCUGCAGCUGCACUCCCUUGGAAAUGGGUCAUGGCUAAAAAAAAAUCUAUAUAUAAUAAUAUAUAAAAGGAGAGAAAUGCGUGCCAAAACAUCUGGAAUACUAACCGGGCAUGUCGAACACAUUACCCACCCCUCCCAGCUCAACCCGAACGUACCGUAUAUUCCACCAAAUGCUUGUUAUUUAUUUGUAAGUAUGUAUUUAUUUAUUUAUUUGGUUUGUGGUUCUGAAUGCAUAUUUAUGCAUCCGUAUUAUACUCGAUGCUUCGGAGCCUGAUGUGAAGGCCGUAAUGUUACUCAAACUUAAUCGGAAAUAUACUUCUCUGUCCUGAUUGUCUCACGUGUUGUAUUUAUUUGUUUCUCUUGAUUGUCCGCACACCCCUGCCGAAAGAAUAUAGGCCUGUGAGUAUUUGUGUCUACAUGUUGCGCCACCAUUUGUGAUUGCUGCAGUGCUUUAAAUACUUACAUUUUUUUUGCUGUUUAUUGAUUAUCCACAUGAUUAACUUCUAAUGUCUGCAACGUUACUACUUGGUCAACAACACACCCAACUGUAAGUCAUCGGUCGUCUCAGGUUAGCAUGUUUAUUGCCAUCAUACAAAAACAUAGAAAACAUAGAAAGCUUGUAACAUUAAUAAGAAAAGAUCAAAUGAAAAAGCGCCUCGGAAAAUGUACAGGAACAAUCGUGUUCAGUAUCUCCUCUGCCUAGGUGAGAAGAUGGUAUUGGGGUUGCUGUCUCGCUCCCGUUCCUUGUCUCGCUCCUUCUGGCUGUUGGGCGACAACGCCGCCUCCAGCUUCUUGUCGUUCUUGAAGAGAUCUCGGCCCGUGCGCAUGAUGUGCUCCUCGAUUUUGCGGUGGCGCUUCAUGUCCGACAGCACUUUGUCCAUCCUGGCCUCCCUUUUCACGGACGAGCGAGCUGAUGACCCUGCGCGGGGCCAAGGUUCAAAGUUAACCAACAAUGCAACCCAAAGGAGAACUUCAGCUUUCCGUGUAGUCCUUCCAGCAUUGAAGCUUCAUGGAAAACUUUUUCAAUAUUCUACUCCAAUCGCUUUCCAUAGAUAAUAAAUUUUGGGUGGAGUGCUCA